AUGAAACAGUUCGUUGUGCUCGCUAGUGUGUGCUGUGUCCUGCUGGCAGGACGCGUCGUCCUGUCUGCUCCGGCUCCGCAGCAGGGCAACGAUGUGCAAGUCGUGCGAAGCUUCAGCGAAAAUAACGGUGUCGAUGGGUACAAGUUCACGUACGAGCUGAGUGAUGGACAGAUCCGCUCGGAAGUCGGCACCUACCGGGAUGUGAAGGAUGCCGAGGGCAAGGACGUAAAGUCGCUGUUUGUGCAGGGCUCGUACUCGUUCGUUGGUCCCGAUGGUCAGACGUACUGGGUGAACUACACCGCUGAUGAGAACGGCUAUCAUCCGAAGGUUGGCACUGGACCUACGGGAGGAAUUCAACCCGGACAGGACGCACCGAUCGCCUAAGGAGGAGAGCAAGCGAUCCGAAAUUCCGUCGCGAGAUUGAGUCAUCUCUGGGAACUUCGUGCACAUGCGAUGGCGCAUGCAAAGUCAAGUGGCAUUCUACUUCUAGGCUUAAGGAUAGAUCGAUGUAAAUACGAUGCUUCACGUUCCUU
Messenger RNA from Anopheles nili, 533 nucleotides. RefSeq names its product endocuticle structural glycoprotein ABD-5-like. The transcript is spliced from 2 exons. Bases 1 to 384 code for a protein of 127 amino acids. Gene Ontology annotation, molecular function: structural constituent of chitin-based larval cuticle. The record is from RefSeq and is a predicted model, not a curated record. Gene Ontology annotation, cellular component: chitin-based extracellular matrix. Lineage: Eukaryota; Metazoa; Arthropoda; Insecta; Diptera; Culicidae.